Molecule: messenger RNA, 960 nt
Organism: Penicillium riverlandense
Lineage: Eukaryota; Fungi; Ascomycota; Eurotiomycetes; Eurotiales; Aspergillaceae
Product: fungal specific transcription factor domain-containing protein
Exons: 4
Coding region: 1-960 (319 amino acids)
Source: RefSeq, a predicted model, not a curated record
AUGGACGUCAACCUGUCUAUGCUCCUCGAUCGUCCGCCACACGUACAAGGAAGACUUUGCAAUGUUCCCCCUCUAUCAGAAUCGGAUUUUGAACAAGACAAUGGGUCCAUAGAGGCAGAGACUUUCGGCGAGACUCUGAAUGAGGCCAACGUCUUCGCGAUAAAUGCUGUGCAACUAGCUCGGACAGUGGAUCGCUUCUUCACUAUUAAAUUUGACGAAGAUAGUGGUCACUCACAAGAUAUCUGUUUAGAGCAAAUUUCGUUGUGGUCGUUAUCACUUCCCCCGGAAUUCAAGUCUUUGUCAACGAAUAGUAGCAGAUGGGCUAUAUUGACUCAGAUCUUAUGCCAGGAAUACCGGCUAGUUUUGCAUCGGAGCAACCCUAGGUUUUCUCUCAACACAGGGCCAGGCACUCCGACAUUCGAAAUAUGUACGGAGAUCUCCCACAUGCUGGAAAUACUCAUGGCGAAUGACCUCGUAUAUGCUGCUGCAGCUAGCAUCCUUUUUCAGAAUUGCCCCCGUCCUGUCCGUGCUCCGAUCCAUAUAGUCAACAUCCACAGAGGGGACAGCGGUGUCCGAAUGAUUUCCGAGCAUCGCGCCCGCUUCUGUAUGGUGAUACUUGAAAAGUUGCAAGAUCGGUUACCGGUAGUUGCGGCCUUCUAUCCAAUUUAUGAGGCCUUGCUUAAGCGACACUUUGCGGGUGUUCAGACACAAGAUGGCGCAAAGGUGCCAGAACGUCAGGCAAGAGGUACCUCGAUGAAGAAUGGACCUCGUCAACUUGACAAUGGAAGCGAUCGUGAUAGUAUGGGUUCAACUGAAGGCUUGUUUGACCAGGUACUUCAAGACAGCAUGAGUACGGCGUUUCCUUUUUCGUUUCCAUUCGGCAAUCUGUUCGAAGAUGUCUUUCUGAGCUCGCCUUCUCAGCCUACAUCGUACUGUGAAGUUGAUAUAUCUUCUCCUUAG